Clunio marinus is the source of this 628-nucleotide messenger RNA. Lineage: Eukaryota; Metazoa; Arthropoda; Insecta; Diptera; Chironomidae. The record is from the annotation of a GenBank genome assembly.
UAAAAGUUUAGUGAACAAAAGUUAUGAAUCAUAUCGAUCUUCACUGAUUGAAUAGUGAAACAAAUAAACUUCAACAAUGGCUCUGAAUGGAAAAAGAAUGCAAACAUUUCUUAAUGAAUUUACAAUGACAACCACAAACUAUCUCAAUCAAUUUAUAAAUGAUUGUGAGAGCAGGUUUUAUGAAUUUGACAAUAAACUCAAUAAAAUCGAGAGAAAUCUGGAAAUCAUUGAACAAAAGCUUGCUUCAGUGCCUUCAGAAAACAAAGAACAAGUAUCAGAAAUUUUGCCAGUUGAGUCUCAAAAAGAGCCAGAAAAAGAACUUGAACUGACAAAUGAACCAAUUCCAAAUGAUCAGAAUAUAGCGAAUUCUUCUAGCGGUGUGGAACAUCAGGAACAGACAAAUGAAAGCCAAAUUACAGAACAAACUUCAAACGACAACCUCAUAAAAAUUUGUGAUUCCUUCUUAUAUAAAAAAUACUUUAAAAUGAUUAAAUUUGGAGUUGCAGUUCCAGCUGUGAAACAAAAAAUGUUUUCUGAAGGACUUGACGACAAUCUUUUAGAUAAUCCAGAUUUACUCAUUGAAAAGACACCAGAAGACAAUGAAGAAUAAAAAAAUAUUUUUUAAAAC